This is a messenger RNA of Anolis sagrei ordinatus, 2802 nucleotides long. RefSeq names its product early growth response 4 (gene EGR4). Lineage: Eukaryota; Metazoa; Chordata; Lepidosauria; Squamata; Anolidae. Gene Ontology annotation, biological process: regulation of transcription by RNA polymerase II. Gene Ontology annotation, molecular function: DNA-binding transcription factor activity, RNA polymerase II-specific; RNA polymerase II cis-regulatory region sequence-specific DNA binding. The record is from RefSeq and is a predicted model, not a curated record.
GCCUGGCAGCACCUGAGGCCAGCAGCAUCCUCCUCUUUGGUCCCCAAGGGUGGCCCUUGAGGACCAGAACCACCUUUGCAGCAUCCUUUGCCUCCAGGGAUUAUCCAUCCAUCCAUCCAUCCAUCCAUCCAUCCAUCCAUCCUUGGAAAAGGAUUUUUCCUCCUUUCUCCUCCAUCCCUUCUUCCUUCCUCUUCUCCUUGGCUUGGGACAUGUUGAACCUCAUGGAUUUCUCCCACCAGCAGGACCCUCUUGGUGGCAAGCGCAGGGUGAGCCCCUCGGGAGAGGAGCAGGCCCCCAUCCCUGCACAACAACAACAACAACAACAACAGCAUCAAGACCAGGUUGUGAACCAAUCCACGAGGGAAGGGGUCCAGGACUACCUGCCAGGUGACUUUAUGGGAGCUCCAAUGAACCCUGAAAUGGCUGAUUACUACUUCCUCUCUGGACAGUCUUCUCCGCCAGUCAGCUACACGGGGAGCUUCUUCAUCAAGACAGAGCAAUGCCAGGAUCAAGAGUCCCUCUUCAAUUUGAUGUCUGGCAUCCUGGGGCUGUCUCCAUUCUCUGCUUCAGAAGCUCACCGCAGGCAACUGGACGGCGUCUACAGCGUCCCAGAGGCCAUACAGAGCCACUUGGACCUCUAUUCCACCUGCCAACCUGACCUGAACAUCUCUGUACAGCCCUCUUUAGCAGACGAAGGCUAUUCCACCUUCUCCAGCUCCAGCAGCAUCCACCAGCAAGUCCAGACAUCUCCUGACGUACAGGACUCCUCCCAAUGCUUGUUCAAUGAAAAACUGUUGGAUAGGAAGCAGGACAUUAAGCUCUCUUGCAUCUCACCAUCCCUGGAGAAGUUUAAAUCCCCUUGUUCUCAUUGGGAUCCUCUUGGUCAGCCCCAGAGUUACCUCCCAUCGGAAUAUCCUACAUCGGAGGCUUUCCAUCCCAUAGAACCAAGCCCAACCAUUUUCUCCAAAACAGAGAACAUUCUGUCAGUCAGUUGCCAAUCUGAACUCAACAGCCUUCCAGAACACUCAAGCUUUGGACCCAACUUGGAUUUCAGCUGCCACCCAGAGACCUUUCCAACUCACCCCCAAAUCCCCAGUGACUUCGUGGAGCCCAAACUCCCCAGCCUGCCUCCACAGCUCAUGCAAGAAUUUGAGUCCACCUUACCCCAACCUGAAAUUCUGCCAAGUUUGAUAAACCCCAAUGACCAAAGGUUGCACAUUGGCCACUCACCGCCUUCUGCGGUCUCCAUGACGGACUUCAUGUCUCAGGCCCCAAACCCCUCAGUUGGCACUCUAGGACCUGGCACUAAGGCCACCCCCAGCCUCCUGGCUGAGCCAAAAAAGAAAUCCCGUCGGGGGAAAUGUUCCUCCAAGUGCUUCUGCCCCAAACCUCACGCCAAGGCUUUUGCUUGUCCGGUGGAGAACUGCAUCCGCAGCUUUGCCCGCUCCGACGAGCUCAACCGGCACCUCCGGAUCCACACUGGACACAAGCCCUUCCAGUGCCGCAUCUGCCUGAGGAACUUCAGCCGCAGUGACCACUUGACCACGCAUGUCCGCACCCACACGGGGGAGAAGCCCUUCUCCUGUGACGACUGCGGACGGCGCUUUGCCCGGAGCGACGAGAAGAAGCGGCACAGCAAAGUCCACCAGAAGCAGAAAGCCAGAGCCGAGGAGAAGCUGAAAGGCCUCGGUUUCUACACCGUUGGACUUUCCUUUGGGACGCGCUAGAAACCACGAAGGGAUUCAGCAAAGACAUUGGUUUCAGGGGACAUAAAGGGCUUGGGAAGCAUUUGAUACUCAGGUUAGAGAAGUUGUCUCCCAAAUGGUUGCUUUUUCUGGAAACAGUUGACCAUGGCUAUCAUUGGUCUGAUGGAGCCAUUGCACAAAGAAAAUCCAAAUAGUUGGAUGGAUGAAAGGAAGUUGAGAAAUAGUUGGAUGGAAGAUGGAAAAUGCGAAAUAAUUGGAUGGAUGAAAUCAAACUUGGCUUCCAUUUAAAUCAUCUCAUAUCUGGUGGCCUUCAAGCAACAAGAUGAACUAACUAUGCAGCUAUUAUGGGAUUUUCAGGCCUUGAAAUAGUUGGAUAGAUGGAUGAAAGGAAACAGAGAAAUAGCUGGAUGGAUGGAAUUGAGUAUGGCUUCCAUUUAAUGUCGUCCUACAGCUGGUGGCCUUUGGGCAACAAGCUAUGGAACUAUUUGGGGAUUUCUACCACCAGAUCCAUGGACAACUCCCAAUGUUGCUGAAGGCAGCUAGGCGACGGUCUAUCUUUUCCAAAAUGCUUUUGUAUUUUUGAAGUUUGGUUAUAUAUAUCUAUAUAUAUAUAUGCAUCUAUGUACUUAUAUAUACAUAUGCUGAAUGUUAUUUGGAUAUAUAUUUUUUUGCAUAUGCAUAUGUCUCCAAAUAACCCGCCUCCAUUUUAUACAAGAACAAGACCACUUUGCAAAUGAUUUUUAAUGGACUGAGCCCGUGAUCCUUUUCAUAAGCACUUUAAUGGACCUUCCAGGUUUUUUGGGGGGGUGUCGUUUUUAUUAUUGUCGUUGUUCAUGCUAAGGAUACACUUUCUCAUGUCAAACCCACGGGGAGGGCAUUUUUGAAGUGUGCAAAAAGGCCACAUAAUGCAUUGCUUUGCUAAUGAUCGAAAACGGUUGCUCAGGCAUGUUGCUUGAUGAUAGUUUUUGUACAUAAUUGUGACAGAGGGGUUUUUGUGGUUUUUGAAUAUAUCAAUCCCCCUCUCUCUCUCUCUCUUUGUAAAAAACAGAAUGUGUCGAGGUUAUUACAAAGCUGUGUUUAUUUUUGCAAAUAAACA